GCCGAGAGCCAAAUAGUGCCUCUCGGCAAAAUAAAGUGACUUCACGGCCGCUGGUUCCGCCAGAACGUAGAUUGUCUUGACGGCCAACAUUGUCGGCGUACAAACGUAGAUUGUGUGCAGGCUUACUCCUAUUUUCCUUUUUUUUUGACAUAAUUAAUUAGAACUUUUUUUGAAAGAAUGGGGUUCUCUCCGUUGCUACUGGUCUUUAGCUAGUGUAUAGAUGGGAUAAGGGACACCACUCAAAAAAUUAAGGAUAAGGGACUUUUACUAAAAAAAAUUAGAUAGGAUAAGGUACUCGCGUGUCCAUGGUCGUCCGUUCUCCGCCCAGCAAGCGCUGCGCCGGCGCUGCCAUGAUGGUCGCUUCCGUCGUGCCCUCUCCGCUGGCUGGUCCUGCACUCGCGAGGCCUGGCCGCACGCGUCUCCUUCCGCCCUGCGACCUGCCGGCCGGCUCCUCUUUGCAAUCGGCCAGCGGCUGCCGCAUCGCCCGCGGCGGCGCACGGCGCCCGCAGCACAUCUCGUUCGCAGCCGGAGGAGGCGCAGAGGGUGACGCUUUUGUCGUAGAAGGCGCGACGAAUGUCAAGUUCUCCAGGGAGCUAACUGUUCCGGGCCACAAAGAGCCUCUGAUCAUCCUCGGCACAGGUUACAGAGACAAGUUCUUCGUCAAGGUAUACGCCGCAGCGUUCUAUGUGGAUAUCUCCAUCGGACUCGAUACCGAGCAAUGGAGAAAAAAGGUUGGCCUCGAGACUUUCGAUGCUUCCUCUGGUUUUGACUCCAUUUUUAAAGCACCGGUUGUGAAAUCUCUGAAUAUAACUCUAGUUAGAGACGUUGAUGGCAAGACCUUUGUGAAGGCUUUGGAUGGCGUUAUAGCUCGCCGGAUUCAGAAACGGACCGAUGAGGAAGAAUCUUCACUGUCGGCUUUCCGGAACAGCUUUCUAGGGCGCAAUCUCAAAAAGGGAACAACCAUCUAUUUAACUUGGUUGGAACCCUCAAGAAUGCUGGUCUCGGUUUCGACCGACCAAGGUCCAUCCCAAGUCGACGUUGAGGUCAAAUCAGCUACUGUCAAUUAUGCUCUAUAUGAUGGCUUCUUCGGCAGCUCUCCCGUAUCCCCCACUUUGAGAUCUUCCACUGCUCAGCUGCUAGAAGCUAUCCUUACAAACUGACGUGCAGAGCAGGAUCAAUGUAUAUAUGGUCCCUCAAGACAAAGUGCAGAGUGAUGAAUCAAUGAAUACUAUAGCAGUUUUCUUGGAUAUUGCAUCUCAUAUAUUCGAAAUCAGAUUUGCUAUUUCACA
Messenger RNA from Triticum aestivum (bread wheat), 1289 nucleotides. RefSeq names its product fatty-acid-binding protein 3, chloroplastic. The coding region runs from base 306 to 1160 and encodes 284 amino acids. Gene Ontology annotation, cellular component: chloroplast stroma. The record is from RefSeq and is a predicted model, not a curated record. NCBI's taxonomy places the organism in Eukaryota, Viridiplantae, Streptophyta, Magnoliopsida, Poales, Poaceae. The transcript is spliced from 5 exons. Gene Ontology annotation, molecular function: fatty acid binding; intramolecular lyase activity. Gene Ontology annotation, biological process: fatty acid metabolic process.